AUGGAAGCCAAAGAGCACCUGCGUUUGCGCAGCGGGAUGUGCUACAGAAGCACGCAGCCUUGCGGACUGGUCCCAGUAAAUCUUGACAUCAUCCCCCAAAUAAACCUGGUGAAACUUCUUUUGAUGCAUCAGGCAAACCCACACCUUGUGAACUGUAAUGAAGAGAAGCCAUCAGAUAUUGCUGCAUCUGAGUUUAUUCAGGAAAUGCUGCUGAAAGCUGAAAUUGCCUGGGAAGAGGAAACGAAAGAGCCUUUAUCUGUUCCUACCUUAGCCCAAGAGGAGCCAUACGAAGAGAUCGUUCAUGACCUUCCAGCACUCUCUAGUAAGCUCAGUCCCCUGGUGUUACCAAUUGCCAAGCAAGAUAGUUUGUUGGAAAAAGACAUUAUGUUCAAAGAUGCAACAAAAGGUCUGUGUAAGCAGCAAUCUCAGGACAACCCCCCUGAAAACACCACGAUGAACGGCUUCAACAAACCUGAGCAGGUCAAGCUAAUGCCUCCUGCUCCAAACGAUGACCUAGCGACACUCAGUGAGCUUAAUGACGGCAGCCUGCUUUAUGAAAUUCAGAAGCGUUUCGGGAACAAUCAGAUAUACACUUUUAUUGGGGACAUCCUCUUGCUUGUUAACCCAUUUAAGGAGCUUCCAAUUUACUCUGCCAUGGAAACAUAUGGAAUGUUUGUGUUGGGUAAAUGCUGCCUUCUGUACUACAGCUUCUCCACGAACCAGCACAACACUCACCGCAUACAGGUGUCUCUGAGACUCUCUCCAGCAGAUCUACCUGAUCCUCCACCGUCGGGCCCACUGCUGGCUGUGCCCCUGCAUUAUACUCAUACAUUAUUUAUUGGAGAAAGAGGAUCUGGAAAGUCUGAAGCCAGCAAGCAAAUAGUGAGACACCUAACCUGUAGGUCUGGCUCCAGCAGGGCUCUAUUUGAUUCCAGAUUUAAACAUGUCAUGUGCAUUUUAGAAGCCUUUGGACAUGCCAAGACAACUCUUAAUGAUCUGUCCAGUUGCUUCAUAAAGUAUUUCGAACUACAUUUCUGUGAGAGGAAAAAACAUGUAACUGGAG
Molecule: messenger RNA, 1063 nt
Organism: Galeopterus variegatus (Sunda flying lemur)
Lineage: Eukaryota; Metazoa; Chordata; Mammalia; Dermoptera; Cynocephalidae
Product: unconventional myosin-XVI-like
Exons: 9
Biological process (GO): negative regulation of G1/S transition of mitotic cell cycle; neuron projection morphogenesis; phosphatidylinositol 3-kinase/protein kinase B signal transduction
Cellular component (GO): nucleoplasm; perinuclear region of cytoplasm; myosin complex
Molecular function (GO): actin filament binding; ATP binding; protein phosphatase binding
Source: RefSeq, a predicted model, not a curated record